Messenger RNA from Penicillium cinerascens, 2037 nucleotides. Its product is annotated as Zn(II)2Cys6 transcription factor. NCBI's taxonomy places the organism in Eukaryota, Fungi, Ascomycota, Eurotiomycetes, Eurotiales, Aspergillaceae. The record is from RefSeq and is a predicted model, not a curated record. Gene Ontology annotation, molecular function: DNA-binding transcription factor activity, RNA polymerase II-specific; DNA binding; zinc ion binding. The coding region runs from base 1 to 2037 and encodes 678 amino acids. The transcript has 7 exons. Gene Ontology annotation, biological process: regulation of DNA-templated transcription; DNA-templated transcription.
AUGGCUACGAACCCCGAGCGACCGCGAACGCGCGCAAAAAAGGCCUGUCUGUCCUGCAACGCGCGUCGCGUGCGAUGCAAUGUGCUUGAAAUGCAACCGUGCCGCAACUGUGUGUCUUGGAAUCUGGCUUGUGAAUUGGGAGUGUCGCGGCGUGGAAAAUACCCUCGUCGGAAGAAAAAGGCCUCACCAGUACCAAGUGAGGCCUCCAACGCGCAGAAAAGCUCGUCGACUGCUCGGCUUCCCCAGGAGGCACCUUUCCAGGAUCGAUCAUUACACUAUUCACCCCCGACUCACCCAGAGAAUGCGGAAAACGCGAUCCAUAAAACUGUGUUUCUCGGCGAGUCAAGUCCCUUAACAUGUGUAGUUGAUGAAGGCCGCCGAUCGCCAGACAAAGGAUAUGCAUGCGGAAUCCAAAAGGGCCGACUGCACUAUUCCAUCUCCGAGCUUCGCGGCUCUUCAGAAUCUAAUGAUCAUUUACUGGGCCAACGUCGGAAGUCCCUCCAAGAUCGUCUCAUUCGUGAAAGUGCUCUGGUCUUUCCAUCAUCCCCAAUUUGUGACGCCCUUCUCCAAGCAUAUUUUGAAUGGUUCCAUCCGUGCUUUCCAAUCUUAGACCGUCCACAGGUGCAGGACUUCUACUAUGAAACCAAAAUUUCACCUCUACUACUCCAGGCGAUUCUUUUCAUUGGAGUGAGUAUGUGCCCAGAUGCCACCUUGAAUACGACAGGGUACAACGAUCGCUACCUUGCCAAGGGCAUCUUCUACCGGCGCGCGAAGGAGAUCUAUGAUGUCGGAUGGGAGACUGACACGAUAAUCAAGCUGCAAUCACUAUUCCUGCUAAGCUUCUGGCGGGGAGGACCAACCGAGGAGCGAGACGUUCGCUUUUGGCUUGGAGCGGCCAUUGACUUGGCCCAGAAAAAGGGCAUGCAUGUGAUGUCCAAAUUGACUUUCUUGGGCGCGCGUGACCAAAAAGUUUGGAAACGGAUUUGGUGGGCAUUAUAUGUCCGCGACCAGCAAACGUCUGCUGCGUUGGGAUUGCCCUCUCGCAUUCGUGACGAAGACUGUGAAAUCACCGAGCUCAACGCGGCGGAUUUCGAGGAGGAUAGUUCUGCUACAUCCUCCGACAUAUUUAAGGAACCGCCCGCGGCGCAUGUUCCGUAUGUGAUCGGAAUGGCACGACUUGCCAAGUUAUUACGUGAGGUUGUAUCCAGUCAGUAUUUACCUGGCCGGUCAAAACUGGAUAACCCAUCGCGCCCAUUGCUCCAUGGACGUUUAUUGGAUUGGGAGUCAAACCUGCCGAUGGAGAUGCAAUUCCAGUCAUCCAUGAACCGAAAUGUAAUGUUUUUGGUCGGCAUGCUCCAUAUGACCUACAAUAAUCUCUACGUUUUACUUUAUCGACCAUUGUUCCUGCAGCCACCAAGUGAGUCAAGAAGCGUUGAAGGAAAUAUUGCUUUAGACGCAGCUACAAGGAGUACACGAAUCCUUGAGGACAUGCUGUCGGAGAACCUGGUGCAGCAUGGACCAGUACAUCUUAUCACACACACAUUUUCAGCCUUGUGUAUUCACACUAUCCACUUUGGACGAGUGGCUAGCACGGCUCGGAAACUCGCAGAGCAUCGGGCAAAACUGUGUCUUCUCGGACUGAAGGAGCUUCAAAAGUCCUGGGAUCUGGAGAAUUGGGUCUUGGAUCUGUUCUUUCGAUGUCUAGAUGAUCGCACAGCACGAAAUCUUCGACUGGCUGACGUCGGAAUGCCAUCUUCAGGAUCGUCGGGUCAGCUGUCAAAGGGACCACAAGCACCCGACUCGCCAGCUCUAGAAGCUCCCUCUAAUAGUACCAGCGGCACUUUCUCUCCACGCGGAAAUGAAAAUGUUGUGUCUAUGGCGCAGGUGAAUCUGCCACUGGAUGACCCAUCUAUUAAUAUGGACUGGUAUGAGCUCUUCAACGUGGAGGGAGAGGAUUUCUCAGGACUUGCUGGGUCUUUGACAAACCCGGAGUACCUUAACCCUCAGAACCUAGAGUUCCUAUACCGUUUUCUGUAG